AUGCAUAUUGAAAUGUCCCCAUCUCACUUUGCUUAUUCCUCAUAUUACUCUCCUGAUCCACAACAUUUCUCAGCCUUGACCUAUCCUGAACUCAUUCAUCUUCCCCCCGACCAGGACUACUCAGAUUAUACAAUGCCGCACCAGGAUCAGUCUACUUCUCACUCAAUGCACCCACCGACGUCGUCUUCAAUUCCAAUCGAUCCAUCACUUGGUCUCUAUCCGCCAUAUUACUCCAACUACCAACAACCUCCGCACCAUCUCCCGCACCAUCUAUCUUUGCUUCCCAACUAUUCCUCUCCAUCAUCUCAAGGCUCGGAUACUAUUGGAACUCCACCAACGGAGCAUGUCUAUCCUUCGUCAUCAAACAGUAAAAGGCCCUCCUCGUCGCUAUCAAACCAUACUAUGAGUGCCAGCAGAAAGAAAGCGCGGAAGGACGACGAAUCAGAUCAGGGUCACAGCCCAUCAGCUGAGAAAGAGGAAACCAAGGCCAAGCCUACUAGGGGGUCACGUGCAUGUACUGUUUGCAGGCGCUUGAAGAUGAAGUGCGUUGGCGCCGAGCAGGGUCCUCCGUGCAAGCGCUGCUUGUCCGGAAACCAUGAGUGUAUAUUUGAAGAAUCCAAUCGCGGGAAGCGUUCUUCGAAGAAACAUGAACUGUUGACAAGGUCGAUCCGUAGGGUUGAGCGAACCCUGGAGACUGUUUUGCGCUCGAUUGGUAACCCCAGUAUUGAAUCUGGCAUGGUUUCAAGGUCCCCUUCACCCUCGGCACAGACGACAAACACCCAAGCGUUGAUGGCUGCCUCGCCGUCGCCGCCUCCUCAGACCUCUUUCCCACCUCAGCAUCAGCAACCUUCAGGCUCGCCCAAACUGCAUUCCCUUCCCGAUAAUUCAUUGAAUCCCUUAGGAUUGCUCGCCGAAGCUAGUCUUGCCAACCGCAGAGCACAGGCGUAUCCGAGCGGCAUGGUUGCGAGGGGAUCAGAUCCCGGUGAAAACCCAAAGAUGGGCGUUGCAAGCGACAAUUACUUCAAACCUGGCCCGAUGACGAUCUUGCCGCUUCGACGACUGUAUAUUGAGCGUCAAGUACAACCCGAAAUGCUUAGUUUCGUAACAACUGCCGAAGUAGUUGCAUUAUUCGACAUUUACUUUGAUCACAUCAACAUGCAUUGUAGCCUUCUUGAUCGAAACUUCCACACUCCAGCACUGGUUUGCUCUCGCUCACCUUUCCUCCUAACGACCAUUUGUUCCAUUGCGAGCAAAUUCUACACUGAAAAACCGGAUUUACAUCCUCGACUCACUGAGCUGGCCAAAAAGCUCGCAUUCAGCGUUCCCGCGAGAGGCUACAAGUCGCUUGAAAUCGUGCAAGCAUACCUGCUUCUUUCCUUAUGGGGUUGCGGUGCUGUUGAACGGUACGAACAGGACAAGACGUGGCUUCUUUUGGGAAUGGCCAUAAGGAUGGGGACCGAUCUCAACUUACACCGAAAGACGGCUGUGAUCAGUCAAGAUACACCAGAAGGCAAAGCUCGUGACGUCGAGGUGCAUAACCGGGAACGGACUUGGAUUCUGUGCUUUUGUCUCGAUCGAAGCUUUAGCGCCCAGAUGGGAAAGCCAAAUUCGAUCAAGGAAGAUUGCAUUAUUCGCAAUGCAACCAAAUCGUGUCGCUCUCCAGUCGCAAUUCCGUCAGAUGUCUCUCUUGUAGGAUAUCUGGAAUUGCAGCGGAUCCUUUCGAGAAGCCUCGAUUUCUUGUACAGCGGCACAGAUUCCCCCUCUGGCCUGCAAAUUAAUUGUGAUUACUUGCUCAUUAUCAAGACCUUCGAGACCCAAGUUUUGGCUUGGAGACAGCAAUGGGUUACGGAGCGGUUCGCCAACGGAGGAGACGGAAGCAGAGCAACGGAGUACAAAAAGAAGAUUUCUCAAUUCUACUUCAACUAUGCGAUGCUUGUUCUGAAUUCUUUUGGCUUGCAAGACGCACUAGACCGCUCGCCCUUGAAUAUUGGACAUUUCUUCGCUCGUGUCCACUCGUCUGCAAUGGCGUGCGCCACCAUCGUCCGCGAUGAGCUUGGGCCUAGUGGCUUCAUGAAGUUCUCGCCAGAUUCGCAUUUUGUUCAGACGUCUUAUGCUGUCUUGAGUUUGUUGAAGUUGGUAAGACCCGAAUUUCAAGCUUUCCUUGAUAACGAGAGGAACACCUUGACACUGGUCAACGAAGUCGCCGAUGUACUUGACAACAUCGCGGCCAACCCUCUCCACACACCCGCCCUUUACAGUGGCUUCCUUCGCGCUCUCAUUUCUGCCAAGCUGGACAACUCUGCUUCUGCGUCCACCAACAGCGACGAAAAACAAUCUUCUCAAGUACAGCCGCAGUUCCAACAGUUGGAUCACGAUCGGGGGAACCCGAUUCGUGGUGACCUUCCUGCUUAUUCGUCGAGCUACGGGCAGGAUGCUUCACUUCUCCUGAACGAGUUCCAGUUCGACAGCGAAAUGGGUCCUGUUGCGGACAUAUCCACAUUCCCGCCAACAAUGGCUCCCAAUCCUUCGGAAGAUAUGAUGAACGGUCUUACCAUGGAAAAUAUUCUGAGUAGCGGCUUCUGGGACAGCAUGCUCGUUCCAGGGUAUAAUAGCAUGGACGGCCUCAGUGGGGGCUUCGUAUUUGGCGCCGGUGGCAGUGGUUUGAUUACCCCACGCUUCGGGGCAUCCCCUGCGCAGUCAGGCACGAACACUCCUGCCAGAGGAGGCGGGGCGGGUGCGCUGACACAAAAUAUCAUCAAUGCUGCAUUCAAUAGCAUGCAGAAUAACGUCAAAAUAGAUACAUAA
Messenger RNA from Laccaria bicolor S238N-H82, 2805 nucleotides. RefSeq lists its product as uncharacterized. Gene Ontology annotation, cellular component: nucleus. Gene Ontology annotation, molecular function: transcription cis-regulatory region binding; zinc ion binding; DNA-binding transcription factor activity, RNA polymerase II-specific. The transcript has 12 exons. The coding region runs from base 1 to 2805 and encodes 934 amino acids. Lineage: Eukaryota; Fungi; Basidiomycota; Agaricomycetes; Agaricales; Hydnangiaceae. Gene Ontology annotation, biological process: DNA-templated transcription; regulation of DNA-templated transcription. The record is from RefSeq and is a predicted model, not a curated record.